This is a messenger RNA of Oncorhynchus keta (chum salmon), 354 nucleotides long. RefSeq names its product gastrula zinc finger protein XlCGF7.1-like. The transcript has a single exon. The record is from RefSeq and is a predicted model, not a curated record. Gene Ontology annotation, biological process: regulation of transcription by RNA polymerase II. The coding region runs from base 1 to 354 and encodes 117 amino acids. Gene Ontology annotation, molecular function: RNA polymerase II cis-regulatory region sequence-specific DNA binding; DNA-binding transcription factor activity, RNA polymerase II-specific. NCBI's taxonomy places the organism in Eukaryota, Metazoa, Chordata, Actinopteri, Salmoniformes, Salmonidae.
AUGGGGGAGAAACUCUUCAGCUGCGCCCAGUGUGACAAGCAGUUCCUCCACCUGCACCAGCUCAAGACCCACCAGAGAAUACACGCCAGGGAGAAACCCUUUAGCUGUUCCCAAUGCGGGAAGCGCUUCUCCCAGUCCAGCCACAUCAAGAGACACAUGAGUGUUCACACAGGAGAAAAGCGGUUUGGCUGCAGCGUAUGCGGCAAGAGGUUUUCACAAUCCUGUAGCCUCAAAGUGCACCAGAGCGUCCACACCGGAGAGAGACCGUUCAGCUGCACUCAGUGCGGGAAGAGUUUCUCUGUGCUCGGGAACCUAAUGAGGCACCAGAGUGUCCACAGUAGAACGCAGGAUUAA